UGGUCGAUGACGUCACGAACAUCAACAUUAGCCAGACGCUUAGACCAUCAUUCAAAGUCAACAGAACCUGCGAGUUUUCUCUAGUUUGACCUUUCAAGUUUUCCAGUUUUUCCUGUGUUCAGUGACCAUCAACAGAUUUAAUAUUUUAAGGACAUGAAAUAUUACCGCAUAUCCAUAGUAUUUUGAAAGUAGAACAGCUCUCUUUCGAACCGGCGCUGUUUUAUGAAGCUGUGAAGUGAAGGUCGAUCAAAUCUAUUGUUAAUUUGAAGUUCAAACAUGCAAAAGUACGAAAAGCUAGAAAAAAUCGGCGAAGGAACCUACGGCACCGUUUUUAAAGCCAAAAAUAGGGAGACACACGAAAUCGUUGCACUAAAACGAGUUCGUCUAGACGAUGAUGAUGAGGGUGUUCCUUCUUCAGCACUCAGGGAAAUUUGCCUCUUAAAAGAACUAAAGCACAAGAAUAUUGUCCGGCUGUACGAUGUUCUUCACAGCGAUAAAAAGUUGACGCUGGUGUUUGAGCAUUGUGAUCAGGACCUGAAAAAGUAUUUUGACAGCUUAAACGGUGAAAUAGACCCAGAUGUGGUCAAGUCUUUUAUGUAUCAACUUCUCCGAGGACUAGCUUUCUGCCACAGCCACAACGUUCUUCACCGUGAUCUCAAACCCCAAAAUCUGCUUAUAAAUAAGAAUGGCGAGCUGAAACUGGCCGACUUUGGACUUGCUAGAGCGUUUGGUAUUCCCGUUAAGUGCUACUCGGCCGAAGUUGUCACCCUUUGGUACCGUCCGCCAGACGUUCUAUUUGGAGCAAAACUCUACACCACAUCCAUUGAUAUGUGGUCGGCAGGAUGCAUAUUUGCUGAGCUGGCCAAUGCUGGUCGACCUCUGUUUCCUGGCUCGGACGUCGACGACCAGCUUAAACGAAUUUUCAAGUUGCUUGGAACUCCAACCGAAAGCACAUGGCCCGGUGUGACCCAGUUGCCGGACUUCAAAGCAUUCCCAAUCUACCACCCAAGCAUGAGCUUCUCUCAAGUGGUGCCAAAACUGAGCUCCAAAGGGCGCGACCUUCUGCAGCACUUGCUGGUCUGCAAUCCGGCCCUGAGGAUGUCGGCUGAUGACGCGAUGGCGCACCAGUAUUUCAGUGAUCUUAGCUCGGCCAUAAAGAACGACCGCUGUCAAUAGCAUGAGAAUGACGCUGGCCGCAAACGAACUCACUCGCUUGUUUAGCAACGGUGCCAUUUUACACUUUUUAGAAACAUCUAGUCUGGCGUCAGUCUAGUUUUCAAAGUUGAACGCAGCAGUUUUCCUUGCGACACUAGAGUGGCUACACUUGUGUGCAAUCACAAAAGUUAUGCUCCACGGUUAAUUGUAACAAUACUAUGGUCUACUUUGUAUCAGAUGUGUUGGUAGAGUAGGCUGAGUGGUAAGUACUCCCGUAUAAACUCAUUAAAUUAUGAAUUUCCUGUGUACUCCCUUUAUUUUGAAGGGCUAAGUGUUUGUUGGGAUUUUGAUAAUUACUGUUAAAAUCUGUUAAUCCAAUCAUAUUGGGUAGAUGAGAUUUAAUUUUAUAUAUUUGAAUUAUACGAAAAAAUAUGUGAUGUUUAAUAUUUAAUUGAUAUGAUGUAAUCAAAUCAUGCGUACUUAAAGCGUAUUAUUAAAUUAUUCACUAUAAGGAA
Molecule: messenger RNA, 1670 nt
Organism: Cloeon dipterum
Lineage: Eukaryota; Metazoa; Arthropoda; Insecta; Ephemeroptera; Baetidae
Gene: Cdk5
Product: Cyclin-dependent kinase 5
Exons: 7
Coding region: 277-1176 (299 amino acids)
Biological process (GO): protein phosphorylation; synaptic vesicle transport; neuron apoptotic process
Cellular component (GO): cytoplasm; nucleus
Molecular function (GO): cyclin-dependent protein serine/threonine kinase activity; ATP binding
Source: RefSeq, a predicted model, not a curated record